UCCAUAUGAGCACUACAGAACUAUAGAUUUCCUACAAGUGUGGAGCAUCCGAUUCAUUCAGACUCAUCAGGAUCAGAGUUGAUCUGCAGCAGUUCAUUCAGAAGGGAAGAGCCAUGUUGGAUUCAUCAGCCUGCCAUCUGGUGGCCGAAGGUUGCCCUCUGAUAUUUCUGCAGCAAAUGGGUAGCAGCGGAAGGAGGCGGGAGACGAACAACAUCCCGGGAGAAAGCAUUCAUCAAGAAGCACCGGCCAUCAUCAAGUAUCGAUUCCGAAGGAAAUGAUUUCAAAGCUCUAAUAUACGAAUUCAUGCCAAGAGGGGACUUGUACAAAUUGCUAUACUCAACAGGAGAUGAUGAAUACUCCUCAAAUUUGAACCACAUUACACUGGCUCAAAGGUUAAACAUUAUGGUUGAUGUAUCAGAUGCAUUGGAAUACCUGCACCAUAGCAACCAAGGAACUAUUGUUCAUUGUGAUCUGAAGCCUAGCAACAUUCUUCUAGAUGAGAACAUGAUAGCUCACGUAGGAGACUUUGGCCUUGCAAGAUUCAAAGUCGAUCCGACAGCAUCAUCUCUCGGUGAUACAAACCCAACCUCUUCGAUUGCAGUACGGGGAACCAUCGGAUAUGUCUCCAGAGUGUGCAGGGGGUGUCCAAGUCUCAACAGCCGCAGAUGUUUACAGCUUCGGAGUUGUUCUCCUUGAAACAUUCAUCCGAAGGAAGCCAACAGAUAACAUAUUUAAGGACGGAUUGAACAUUGCAAGGUUUGCAGAGAUCAACUUCCCUGACAGGGUAUUGGAGAUUGUUGAUCCCCAGAUGCUACAAGAACUGUACCCCGGCCAAGAAACUCCAGAAGCUGUCGAGGUAAAAGGUGCACGAUGUCUGAUCUGUGCGCUUAACAUUGGAUUGUGUUGCACAAUGCCAUCCCCCAGCGAGCGCAUGAGCAUGCAGGAGGUGGCUACCAAGCUGCAUGGGAUCAGGGAUGCAUAUCUUAGAGGAAACUGAAGGCGCGGUUCAGUAAUUUCUGAACAAUUUACCGAAAAGUUAUCAACACUCACAUCACAUAGAAUGUGUGUGCCGGUUGCUGUUUAGUGAGAUCGAUCAUUACUCUUUCGGAUACACACGUGGUGGUUCUUUGUAUUGCGUACGUGACAAAACAAAUAGCAAGGUGCUGCGGUACAUUUUAUGUAGUGUCAGUAGUACUGCUGAUAAAGCAAACUGAAACGUGUUUGCUAGUUUGCUUUUACAACAUAUAUGUAUUUGUUCCAGUGCUUACCCUGAAGAAGAUAA
This is a messenger RNA of Phragmites australis (common reed), 1282 nucleotides long. RefSeq names its product putative receptor-like protein kinase At3g47110. Gene Ontology annotation, molecular function: protein kinase activity; ATP binding. Gene Ontology annotation, biological process: protein phosphorylation. The transcript has 2 exons. Bases 620 to 997 code for a protein of 125 amino acids. NCBI's taxonomy places the organism in Eukaryota, Viridiplantae, Streptophyta, Magnoliopsida, Poales, Poaceae. The record is from RefSeq and is a predicted model, not a curated record.